CUCAGGCGGCUACACAGAACCCAGGGUGAAGAUGCCACGGGGUUGGUACCUGCUGGUUAUGAUUUGGGCCCUUCUGGCUGUAGCUACAGCUCAGCGCAGGACCAGUGGCAGAAAGAACAGAUGGGAACAAAACUGGAGCCAGAAACAUUCGGCCUACAAGACGUGGAAUUCACGACUGUAUCCCAGGUGGAAAGAGGGAGACUCCAGACAGCAAAACUGCUGGCAAGGUGGCGAUGUAAAAUUUGAUAUCAGCAAUGAUGCCCCAACUAUAACUGGUGCCAAAGCCACGUUCAGCAUUGCCCUCCGCUUCCCGGGCAACCAGACGGUGCUGCCAGAUGGCCGCAUAGUGUGGAGCCAGAACUGCACCAUAAAUGGUACUCAUGUGAUGGAAGGAGACCCUGUCUUUCCGGAUCAGGAUCCUCAGAGGUCAGACUGCUUCUUUCCUGAUGGACAGCCCUUCUCCCCAAGUGACCGUGGCAAACGUGGCAAGUUUGUCUAUGUCUGGCAGACAUGGGGGCGUUACUGGCAGGUGGUGGAUGGCCCCUCAUCCCGGCUGACCAUCGAAACCAGUGAUGUGGCUCUCGGUUCCUACACGAUGGAAGUAGAAGUUUACCACUACCGGGGACGUGAGAAAUUCAUCCCUAUAGGCGGCACCUCAUCACAGUUCAGCAUCACAGACCAGAUCCCAUUCAAUGUGGACAUUGCACAGGUGCUAGAUGUGGAUGGGACAGAUGGCCAGUUUGUGCGAAACCGGGCCAUCUCCUUUGGUGUGAGGCUCCACGACCCCAGUCAAUACCUGAGUGAUGCUGACAUCUCCUACUCUUGGGAUUUCGGUGACCAGAGUGGGACCUUGAUUUCUCGGGCAGCUAUGGUGACCCACACCUACCUUACCGCUGGGACCUUCAGCCCUCGCGUCGUGCUGCAGGCAGCCAUCCCUUUGGCCUCCUGUAGCAGCACAUCAGAACAGCCCCUCAUUGUCCCCACAACCGCACCAAGCAGCACCACAGUUCAGGGGGCGACAAUCCCCACAACGGGGCCGAGGGGCAGCACAUCUCAAGAUACCAGUGCCUUGCCUACUGUCAGCAGCAUAACCUGGACAAGCAGUGAAGGUGCCCAAACCUCUGUUCCAGCUUCUGCGGUUCCUGCACUCCCAACAGAGCAGCCCCCGGAAUCGGGCACUUCAGACCCCGUCUCUGUGGCCACGGCAGCUGCCCCUGCCCAGACAGUCAGCGUGGCUGUACCUGAAGAGGGAGAAUUAAUGGUGACCUCAGAUCCUGUAACUGUUGCCUCUGCCACCUUGGCUGAAGAGGCGGCGGGCACCGUGGACCCCGUCUCUGUGACCAGCGCUGAGCCUGCCUCUCUCCCCGGCACAGUGGCAUUGCCCUCCACACCCACCACCACCUCGGCACCAUUGCCAGGCACUCUGGUGCCUGUGUCUACAGCUACACUGACUCCCGAGAGUGACCCAGGCACUCUGGCUCCUACCAUGUUGUCAUCAGAAGCAACCACAGCUGUGCUUCCUGAGAUCGCAACGACACUCUCUGGGGUGGCCAGCACCCCUCCUUCUCCAGCGGCAGCUGAUGUUGUUGAAGACACCGUCACCGCCGACCAGUCUGUAUCGGUGAUACCUGAAACCGGGACAUUUACAACUGAAGUGGUCCAGAUCGUGGUCAAACGCCAGGCACCCAAUGGCUGCCUUCUCUACCGCUACGGAACCUUUGCCACCAGUCUGGACAUUGUCCAGGGCAUUGAGAGUGUGGAAAUCGUGCAAGUGGUGCCCCUGGUAUCAGCUGUUGCAGAAAACGUGGUCGAUCUCACUGUGACCUGCCAAGGAAGCCUCCCUGAAGAAGUUUGCACAACCAUAUCAGACCCCGAGUGUACCAUGGCCCAGGAGACGGCGUGCACCCCAGUCCAGCCCAGCCCUGAUUGCCAACUAGUCUUACGCCAGGCCUUCAAUGAGUCUGGACUUUACUGUGUCAACAUCUCUCUGGCUAAUGCCAAUAGUCUGGCUGUAGCCAGCACCCAAGUCAGCAUCCAAGCAGGAAGAACAUCCUCCUCAGCUCAAAUAACAGUGUUAGUUGGAGUGGUGCUGGUUGCUGCUGCUUUGGGUGCUGUGGCCUAUACCUACCGGCAUGUCAAGUACACUCCCUUGCGAGCGGUGAUGUCUGCCGGCACCUCUCCCAGAAGUUGGCUGCCUGACCGUACUGCUGUGCGCCUCUUCCUACGGCAGGCUUUUGGGCAGGGGGCCAGUGGGGAAAGCAGCCCGCUGCUGAGUGGCCAUGUGGUCUAAAGAUGGAAAUGAGCGCCAAGGGACUCACCAGGCCUGGCCAGCCACCGACCAGAUGUCUCAAAGAGUCUAUGGUGGAAAAAGAGGCAACUCCUCUCCUCUCCAAAUGACCUCCCACCCCCAACACUGUUAUUCUUGUUCCCCAGUGCCGAGAUAAAUAAAUUUCCU
This is a messenger RNA of Pogona vitticeps (central bearded dragon), 2455 nucleotides long. It is a transcript of the gene PMEL, whose product is annotated as premelanosome protein. Gene Ontology annotation, cellular component: melanosome; plasma membrane. NCBI's taxonomy places the organism in Eukaryota, Metazoa, Chordata, Lepidosauria, Squamata, Agamidae. The record is from RefSeq and is a predicted model, not a curated record. Gene Ontology annotation, biological process: melanosome organization.